GGCAACCGCUAGGGCCCCUUUCCACACGGUGGGGGCUUUGUUCUCUCGCUCUUUGCAAUAAAUCUUGCUACUGCUCACUCUGGGUCCACACUGCCUUUAUGAGCUGUAACACUCACCGUGAAGGUCUGCAGCUUCAGUCUUGAAGCCAGCGAGACCAAGAGCCCACCCGCAGGAAAGAACAACUCCAGACCCACUGCCUUAGGAGCUGUAACACUCACCGGGAAGGUCUGCAGCUUCACUACUGAGCCAGUGAGACCACGAACCCACCAGAAGGAAGAAACUCUGAACACAUGAGCGAACAUCAGAAGGAACAAACUCCGGACACGCCGCCUUUAAGAACUGUAACACUCACCACGGGGGUCCGAGGCUUCAUUCUUGAAGUCAGUGAGACCAAGAACCCACCAAUUCCGGACACAGUACCAUGAAGGAAUGAAAAUACGUAACAAUGUGAUGUAUCAUGUUUUAUUUCCUAGACUAGUGACAAAUGAAAGCCAAGUGUAGCAAGGGUGCAGGGACACAGGCACAUUUGUGGACUAGGUGUGAGUGUAAGCUGGGUUCAAUGGUCUUUUGGCCAACGUAGUGAACCCCCGUGUCUACUAAAAAUACAAAAAUUAGCCAGGUAUGGUGGUGCAGGCCUGUAGUCCCAGCUACAUGGGAGGCUGAGGUGGGAGUAUCGCUUGAACCUGGGAGAUGGAGGUUGCAGUGAGCCGGAAUCACACCACCGCGCACCAAUCUGAGCCACAGAGAGACCGUCUCAAAAAAACCACAAGGAAGAAAGGGAGGGAGGGAGGAAGGAAAGAGAAAGCAGGAAGGAAGGAACGAAGAAGAAAGAAAACGAAAGAAUGAAAGAAAAGGAAAGAAGAAAGAGAGAAGGAGAGAACAGGAGGGACAGGUGCCCCUGGGAAGGGGAGAGGAUCAAGACGCGCCUGGAAAGCCAACUCUGAACCUCAAGAACCCUGUUCACAGCCAAGAGCGCGACCCCGGGAGGCGUCAACUCCCUAAGCGCCUCCCUCAACUCAUUCCCCCCAAGUUUCGGUGCCUGUCCUGGGGCGGACAGGACCCAGAAACAAACCACAGCCCCGGGCGAAGGUUAGUUCCAGUCCCUUCCCCUCCCUGCCCCACUUGGACGCGCUUCCGGAGGGUUGCUUUGACGAGACUCAUUAUUUAUUUAUUUUUUGUCACUAACCUGUGGCGGAAUUUGCAGUUGCAUAUUGGCUCUGAUUCGCCCCGCCCCGAAUGACGCCUGCCGGGGGGCCAGUGAAAGUACAGCCGCGCCGCCCCAAGUCAGCCUGGACACAUAAAUCAGCACGCGUCCCGAGUACCCCGCAAUCUCUGCGCCCACAAAAUACACGGACGAUGCCCGAUCUACUUUAAGGGCUGAAACCCACGGGCCUGGGAGACUAAGAGCAUUCCCUACCGCCAUGGAACAACGGGGACAGAACGCCCCGGCCGCUUCGGGGGCCCGGAAAAGGCACGGCCCAGGACCCAGGGAGGCGCGGGGAGCCAGGCCUGGGCUCCGGGUUCCCAAGACCCUUGUGCUCAUUGUCGCCGCGGUCCUGCUGUUGGUCUCAGCUGAGUCUGCUCUGAUCACCCAACAAGACCUAGCUCCCCAGCAGAGAGCGGCCCCACAACAAAAGAGGUCCAGCCCCUCAGAGGGAUUGUGUCCACCUGGACACCAUAUCUCAGAAGACAGUAGAGAUUGCAUCUCCUGCAAAUAUGGACAGGACUAUAGCACUCACUGGAAUGACCUCCUUUUCUGCUUGCGCUGCACCAGGUGUGAUUCAGGUGAAGUGGAGGUAAGUCCCUGCACCACGACCAGAAACACAGCGUGUCAGUGCGAAGAAGGCACCUUCCGGGAAGAAGAUUCUCCUGAGAUGUGCCGGAAGUGCCGUACAAGGUGUCCCAGAGGGAUGGUCAAGGUCGGUGAUUGUACACCCUGGAGUGACAUCGAAUGUGUCCACAAAGAAUCAGGUACAAAGCACACUGGGGAAGCCCCAGCUGUGGAGGAGACGGUGACCACCAGCCCAGGGACUCCUGCCUCUCCCUGUUCUCUCUCAGGCAUCAUCAUAGGAGUCGCAGUUGCAGCCGUAGUCUUGAUUGUGGCUGUGUUUGUUUGCAAGUCUUUACUGUGGAAGAAAGUCCUUCCUUACCUGAAAGGCAUCUGCUCAGGUGGUGGUGGGGACCCUGAGCGUGUGGACAGAAGCUCACAACGGCCUGGGGCUGAGGACAAUGCCCUCAAUGAGAUCGUGAGUAUCUUGCAGCCCACCCAGGUCCCUGAGCAGGAAAUGGAAGUCCAGGAGCCAGCAGAGCCAACAGGUGUCAACAUGUCCCCAGGGGAGUCAGAGCAUCUGCCGGAACCGGCAGAAGCUGAAGGGUCUCAGAGGAGGAGGCUGCUGGUUCCAGCGAAUGAAGGUGAUCCCACUGAGAGUAAGUGUUUUGCUCCUGGAGAUGCAGCAGGAAUGGAGGGAAUAGGGACAGGGGUCCUAACUGCUGUCCCCAGAGCUCUGAGACAGUGCUUCGAUGACUUUGCAGACUUGGUGCCCUUUGACUCCUGGGAGCCGCUCAUGAGGAAGUUGGGCCUCAUGGACAAUGAGAUAAAGGUGGCUAAAGCUGAGGCAGCGGGCCACAGGGACACCUUGUACACGAUGCUGAUAAAGUGGGUCAACAAAACCGGGCGAGAUGCCUCUGUCCACACCCUGCUGGAUGCCUUGGAGACGCUGGGAGAGAGACUUGCCAAGCAGAAGAUUGAGGACCACUUGUUGAGCUCUGGAAAGUUCAUGUAUCUAGAAGGUAAUGCAGACUCUGCCAUGUCCUAAGUGUGAAUCUCUUCAGGAAGUCAGACCUUCCCUGGUUUACCUUUUUUCUGGAAAAAGCCCAACUGGACUCCAGUCAGUAGGAAAGUGCCACAAUUGUCACAUGACCGGUACUGGAAGAAACUCUCCCAUCCAACAUCACCCAGUGGAUGGAACAUCCUGUAACUUUUCACUGCACUUGGAAUUAUUUUUAUAAGCUGAAUGUGAUAAUAAGGACACUAUGGAAAUGUCUGGAUCGUUCCAUGUUUGUGCGUACUUUGAGAUUUGGUUUGGGAUGUCAUUGUUUUCACAGCACUUUUUUAUCCUAAUGUAAACGCUUUAUUUAUUUAUUUGGGCUACAUUGUAAGAUCCAUCUACACAGUUGAUGUCUGACUUCACUUGAUACUAUAUGAUAUGAACCUUUUUUGGGCGGGGGGUGCGGGGCAGUUCACUCUGUCUCCCAGGCUGGAGUGCAAUGGUGCAAUCUUGGCUCACUAUAGCCUUGACCUCUCAGGCUCAAGCGAUUCUCCCACCUCAGCCAUCCAAACAGCUGGGACCACAGGUGUGCACCACCACGCCCGGCUAAUUUUUUGUAUUUUGUCUAGAUAUGGGGGCUCUCUAUGUUGCUCAGGGUGGUCUCGAAUUCCUGGACUCAAGCAGUCUGCCCACCUCAGACUCCCAAAGUGGUGGAAUUAGAGGCGUGAGCCCCCAUGCUUGGCCUUACCUUUCUACUUUUAUAAUUCUGUAUGUUAUUAUUUUAUGAACAUGAAGAAACUUUGGUAAAUGUACUUGUUUACAUAGUUAUGUGAAUGGAUUAGAUAAACAUAAAAGGAGGAGACAUACAAUGGGGGAAGAAGAAGUCGUCCCCUCUAAGAUGUCACUGUCUGGGUUCCAGCCCUCCUGCAGAUGUACUUUGGCUUCAAUGACUGGCAACUUCUACAGGGGCCAGUCUUUUGAACUGGACAACCUUACAAGUAUAUGAGUAUUAUUUAUAGGUAGUUGUUUACAUAUGAGUCGGGACCAAAGAGAACUGGAUCCACGUGAAGUCCUGUGUAUGGCUGGUCCCUACCUGGGCAGUCUCAUUUGCACCCAUAGCCCCCAUCUAUGGACAGGCUGGGACGGAGGCAGAUGGGUUAGAUCACACAUAACAAUAGGGUCUAUGUCAUAUCCCAAGUGAACUUGAGCCCUGUUUGGGCUCAGGAGAUAGAAGACAAAAUCUGUCUCCCACGUCUGCCAUGGCAUCAAGGGGGAAGAGUAGAUGGUGCUUGAGAAUGGUGUGAAAUGAUUGCCAUCUCAGAAGUAGAUGGCCCGGCUCACUUCUGGUUAUCUGUCACCCUGAGCCCAUGAGCUGCCUUUUAGGGUACAGAUUGCCUACUUGAGGACCUUGGCCGCUCUAUAAGCAUCUGACUCAUCUCAGAAAUGUCAAUUCUUAAACACUGUGGCAACAGGACCUAGAAUGGCUGACGCAUUAAGGUUUUCUUCUUGUGUCCUGUUCUAUUAUUGUUUUAAGAUCUCAGUAACCAUUUCAGCCUCUUUCCAGCAAACCCUUCUCCAUUGUAUUUCAGUCAUGGAAGGAUCAUUUAUGCAGGUAGUCAUUCCAGGAGUUUUUCGUCUUUUCUGUCUCAAGGCAUUGUGUGUUUUGUUCCUGGACUGGUUUGGGUGGGACAAAGUUAGAAUUGCCUGAAGAUCACACAUUCAGACUGUUGUGUCUGUGGAGUUUUAGGAGUCAGGGGUGACCUUUCUGGUCUUUGCACUUCCAUCCUCUCCCACUUCCAUCUGGCAUCCCACACGUUGUCCCCUGCACUUCUGGAAGGCACAGGGUGCUGCUGCCUCCUGGUCUUUGCCUUUGCUGGGCCUUCUGUGCAGGACGCUCAGCCUCAGGGCUCAGAAGGUGCCAGUCUGGUCCCAGGUCCCUUGUCCCUUCCACAGAGGCCUUCCUAGAAGAUGCAUCUAGAGUGUCAGCCUUAUCAGUGUUUAAGAUUAUUCUUUUAUUUUUAAUUUUUUUGAGACAGAAUCUCACUCUCUCGCCCAGGCUGGAGUGCAACGGUACGAUCUUGGCUCAGUGCAACCUCCACCUCCUGGGUUCAAGCGAUUCUCGUGCCUCAGCCUCCGGAGUAGCUGGGAUUGCAGGCACCCGCCACCACGCCUGGCUAAUUUUUGUAUUUUUAGUAGAGACGGGGUUUCACCAUGUUGGUCAGGCUGGUCUCAAACUCCUGACCUCAGGUGAUCCACCUUGGCCUCCCAAAGUGCUGGGAUUACAGGCGUGAGCCACCAGCCAGGCCAAGCUAUUCUUUUAAAGUAAGCUUCCUGACGACAUGAAAUAAUUGGGGGUUUUGUUGUUUAGUUACAUUAGGCUUUGCUAUAUCCCCAGGCCAAAUAGCAUGUGACACAGGACAGCCAUAGUAUAGUGUGUCACUCGUGGUUGGUGUCCUUUCAUGCUUCUGCCCUGUCAAAGGUCCCUAUUUGAAAUGUGUUAUAAUACAAACAAGGAAGCACACUGUGUACAAAAUACUUAUGUAUUUAUGAAUCCAUGACCAAAUUAAAUAUGAAACCUUAUAUAAAAA
Molecule: messenger RNA, 5356 nt
Organism: Pan troglodytes (chimpanzee)
Lineage: Eukaryota; Metazoa; Chordata; Mammalia; Primates; Hominidae
Gene: TNFRSF10B
Product: TNF receptor superfamily member 10b
Exons: 9
Coding region: 1422-2816 (464 amino acids)
Biological process (GO): positive regulation of apoptotic process; TRAIL-activated apoptotic signaling pathway
Cellular component (GO): plasma membrane; cell surface
Molecular function (GO): TRAIL binding
Source: RefSeq, a predicted model, not a curated record